CAGAAAGAAGCUUCCGGUUCUGAGGUCCUGGAGGUGCCACUUUCUUCUCUCUAGAAGCACAGGCUGGGGCAGGCCUCCUAGUGGAAGGAAAGCAGGCCAGGAUGGACAUUUACGACACGCAGACCUUGGGGGUUGUGGUCUUCGGUGGUUUCAUGGUUGUCUCUGCCAUUGGCAUCUUCCUGGUGUCGACCUUCUCCAUGAAGGAAACGUCGUACGAGGAAGCUCUAGCCAACCAGCGCAAGGAGAUGGCAAAAACUCACCAGAAAGUGGAGAAGAAAAAGAAGGAGAAAACAGUGGAGAAGAAAGGAAAGACCAAGAAAAAGGAAGAGAAGCCCAAUGGGAAGAUACCCGACCACGAGCCAACCACCCACGUGACUGUCCUCCGCCAAGAACCAGCACGGGCAUCUGCUGUGGCUGUGGCUCCAACCCCAGUGCAGUCCCCCGUGGUCAUAGCCCCUGUUGCCACGGUUCCCUCCAUGACCCAAGAGAAACCAGCCUCCUCUCCUAAGGACAAAAAGAAGAAGGAGAAAAAAGUGGCAAAAGUGGAACCAGCAGUCAGCUCUGUAGUGAACUCCAUCCAGGUUCUCGCCUCAAAGUCUGCCAUCUUGGAAGCCUCUCCUAAGGAGGGCAAAAAUACAGAUGUGGUCCAGAACCAGGAGGCAGCAAAACAAGAGGCUCCUGCAAAGAAGAAGUCUGGUUCAAAGAAGAAAGGUCCCCCGGAUUCCGAUGGUCCUCUCUACCUCCCCUAUAAAACACUGGUUUCCACAGUCGGCAGCAUGGCAUUCAGUGAGGGUGAGGCCCAGCGGCUCAUUGAGGUCCUGUCCGAGAAGGCUGGUAUCGUCCAGGACACCUGGCACAAGGCCACUCAGAAGGGCGACCCCGUGGCGAUUCUGAAACGCCAACUGGAAGAGAAAGAAAAGCUGCUGGCCACGGAGCAGGAGGACGCGGCUGCAGCCAAGAGCAAGCUGCGGGAGCUCAACAAGGAGAUGGCCGCGGAGAAGGCCAAGGCAGCAGCCGGGGAGGCCAAGGUGAAGAAGCAGCUGGUGGCACGGGAGCAGGAGAUCACAGCCGUGCAGGCACGCAUGCAGGCCAGCUACCGGGAGCAUGUGAAGGAAGUGCAGCAGCUGCAGGGCAAGAUCCGGACUCUGCAGGAGCAGCUGGAGAAUGGCCCCAACACUCAGCUGGCCCGUCUGCAACAGGAGAACUCCAUCCUGAGGGAUGCCCUGAAUCAGGCCACAAGCCAGGUGGAGAGCAAGCAGAACGCAGAGCUGGCCAAACUCCGUCAGGAGCUCAGCAAGGUCAGCAAAGAGCUGAUGGAGAAGUCGGAGGCCGCACGGCAGGACGAGCAGCAGCGGAAAGCUCUGGAAGCCAAGACGGCCGCCUUCGAGAAGCAGAUCCUGCAGCUACAGGCAUCUCACAAGGAGAGCGAGGAUGCCCUGCAGAAGCGCCUGGAUGAGCUCAGCCGGGAGCUGUGUCGCACACAGACCAGCCACGCCAGCCUGCGGGCAGACGCCGAGAAGGCCCAGGAGCAGCAGCAGCAGAUGGCCGAGCUGCACGGCCAGCUAAAGUCCUCCGAGGCAGAGGUGAAGCGCAAGUGUGAGGAAGUGAGUGGGCUGCAUGGGCAGCUGGCGGACGCCACGGCGGAGAAUGCCCAGCUCACCCAGAGGAUCCGCUCCAUCGAGGCUCUGCUGGAGGCGGGCCAGGCUCAGGAUGCCCAGGCCAACAGCGUGGAGACUGACCAACAGCAAACUCGCCUCAAGGAGCUGGAGUCCCAGGUAUCAGGUCUGGAGAAGGAGGCCACCGAGCUCAGGGAGGCCGUCGAGCAGCAGAAAGCGAAGAACAAUGACCUCCGAGAGAAGAACUGGAAGGCCAUGGAAGCUCUGGCUGUGGCCGAGCGGGCCUGUGAGGAGAAGCUACACUCCCUAACCCAGGCCAAGGAGGAGUCCGAGAAGCAACUCCGCCUGACCGAGGCACAGACUAGGGAGGCCCUGCUGGCGCUGCUCCCUGAGCUCUCCGUCCCUGCACACCAGAAUUAUGCUGAGUGGCUGCAGGAGCUCAAGGAGAAAGGCUCUGGGUUGCUGAAGCGGCCAUCAGCCACCCCAGAGCCAUCCUUGGACCUGGUUUCCAAGUUGAAGGAGGCCGAGGAGGCCCAGAGCACUCUGCAGGCAGAGUGUGAGCAGUACCGCACCAUCCUGGCUGAGACGGAGGGCAUGCUCAAACACCUGCAGAAGAGCGUGGAGGAGGAGGAGCAGGUGUGGAGGGCCAAGGUGGGCACCGCCGAGGCGGAGCUCCAGAAGACACGGGUCACGGUGAGACAUCUUGAGGACACUGUGGAGAAGCUGAAAGGGGAGCUUGAGAGUUCUGAGCAGGUGAGGGAACAUACCGCACAGCUGGAGGCCGAGCUGGAGCGGCACAUGGCAGCCGCCGCCACUGAGUGCCAGACUUACGCCAAGGAGGUGGCAGGGUUGAGGCAGCUUUUGUUAGAGUCUCAGUCUCAGCUGGACACGGCCAAAAGCGAAGCCCAGAAGCAAAGUGAUGAGCUUGCCCUGGUCAGGCAGCAGUUGAGUGAGAUGAAGAACCACGUAGAGGAUGGUGACAUAGCUGGGUCCCUGGCUGCCUCCUCAGAGGCCCCCACAGCCAAGCAGGACCCUGUCCAGCUAAAGAGGCAGCUGGAGGGGACGGAGGGUGACCUGGAGGACGAGCAGAUGCAGCGGCAGAAGCUCAUGGCUGAGUUUGAGGAGGCUCAGGUCUUGGCGUGCCGGUUACAAGAAGAGCUGGAGAAGCUCCGGGCAGCAGGACCUCUGGGGUCUUCCGAGACGGAGGAGGCCACACAGCUGAAGGAGAGACUAGAAAAGGAGAAGAAGCUGACGGGUGAUCUGGGGCGUGCCGCCACCAAGCUGCAGGAGCUUCUCAAGACGACCCAGGAGCAGUUGGCGAAGGAGAAGGACACGGUGAAGAAGCUGCAAGAGCAGCUUGAAAACCCAGACGGCAGUAGCUCCAAGGAGGGCACCUCCGUCUGAGUCUCCUCUGUGGAGAAAGAAGUUACUGUUCAACUUACCAAAAUGCCUUACACAUUCCUUACAAACCAACCAACCACACAGCGUUAUCCAGGCCCAACUUCCGGUAGCUCCGAAGAAGCCAUUGGAGACGAGCGUCUCAGAACCACAGAAAUGGACCUUCUAGACCCCAGUUUGCAGAAGGACCUCGGUCACAUUUGAUGAACACUAUUCCCGGGAGCAGCCCUGGAUACCGCCAGGCAGACGCCAAAGCCCAUCACCUCUGGGACAGACCCGUGGUGUGUGCCGGGAGGCCGGGAUGCUCUGGGGACCUGUCUGUCAGUGCAAUUGUUUUGUCUUUUUUCAGGGGGGUGUGGCCAGGAGGCGGUUGGGGUGGGCGUGAGUUCUGGAAGGCUAUGGGACAAGCUGAAGGCCACAGCCAGCCCAGAGGACACAGCCCACACCUUGGACAUUGCCAACCAGGACUGGCACGGGCUCUCCUGGACGUGAAUGCCAUUAAACCAACAUUGUUGCCGGA
Molecule: messenger RNA, 3534 nt
Organism: Carlito syrichta (Philippine tarsier)
Lineage: Eukaryota; Metazoa; Chordata; Mammalia; Primates; Tarsiidae
Gene: RRBP1
Product: ribosome binding protein 1
Exons: 25
Coding region: 102-3020 (972 amino acids)
Biological process (GO): protein transport
Cellular component (GO): endoplasmic reticulum membrane
Source: RefSeq, a predicted model, not a curated record